GCCUCAUCUAACGGCAGCAGGUAGCAGGUUCCAGUGACCGGCGACGGUGAGUGGCGCGUACGGUGGUCCCUCGGACGACGAUGUUGGGCGCCACUGUUGGCAAAAUCUUGUGCAGAAGGAAAUGGAGCCCAAGCAGUUCGAGUGCGCUUUGGUUUUCGUCAGUUCCAAGAACUAAAGCGCCGUUGGAGAUGGCUGAAAGAGAUGGAGAACUGAGGGUCUUCGUUGUUGCAGGCGAAGUCUCUGGUGACUCCAUUGCUUCUCGUGUCAUGGCUUCCCUCAAGCUUCUCUCCCCUUUCCCUGUUCGCUUUGCUGGUGUUGGAGGGGCUAAGAUGUCAAGUGAAGGAAUGCAAUCUCUUUUUCCCAUUGAGGAUAUCUCGGUCAUGGGAAUUUGGGAACUACUACCGCAUUUGUAUAGAAUCCGAGUGAGAUUGAAGGAAACUGUAGAAGCAGCUGCUUUAUUUGAGCCUCAUGUUGUAUUAACCGUGGACUCUAAAGGCUUUUCUUUCCGGUUCUUGAAGCAGCUAAGAGCUAGAUACAAUAAGCAAAGAUCGCAUUGGCCAGUACAUUUUCACUAUGUAGCACCAUCAUUCUGGGCAUGGAAAGGAGGCGAAGCAAGACUCAGAGGGCUGGCAGAAAUUGUAGAUCAUCUAUUGUGCAUACUUCCAAAUGAAGAUAAAAUAUGUAAAUUGAAUGGAGUGUCUGCAACCUUUGUUGGCCAUCCUGUCCUAGAAGAUGUUCUAGAAUUGAAUUUGAGAAGCAAUUACUUAGUCCCUAAUUGGAGGGCUGAAGGCAAUGCUGAAGAUUUCCAAAAUAAACAUGUGAUACCCUCAGGAGCCACUGUUGUUAGCUUGCUUCCUGGAAGCAGGGUGCAAGAAGUCACCCGGAUGCUUCCCAUCUUUGCAAACACAUUGGAACUCCUGAAAGAGACUUUUCCUCAGAUGAUGACAGUCAUUCAUGUUGCGCCUAACAAGUAUGUGGAAAAAUUUAUUGCUGAGGCUGUUCAUAGAUGGCCUCUUCCUUCUGUUUUAAUUCCUGGCGGAAUGACUCAGCUGAGAUAUGAUGCCUUUAGUGCAAGUAGAGUUGCAUUAUGCACAUCUGGGACUGUUGCUGUGGAGCUGCAGCUUGCACGUCUACCUUGUGUUGUUGCAUAUCGUGCCAAUAUUUUGACUGAAUGGUAUAUUAAGUACAAAGCUAAGAUACAAUACAUUUCACUUCCCAAUAUUCUCUUGGAUUCAGCUAUUAUUCCAAAACAAUAUUUCUCUGGGACAUUUGAUGAGGUCUUCGCUCUAUACUACAGGAAUUUAAUACACGAUAACAAUUUUCGAGAAGAACAAUUAGUGGCAGCUGAAAAGUUUGUUAAGCUUCUAUUGCCUUCAGAAAGAAUACAAGGCAACCUUUCUCAACAAGAUUUGAUGAGAGCUAAUUCUAACUACAGUCCAAGUGUAGUUGCAGCAUUGACUAUAUUGAACUAUGGAAAGCCUAUAUAACAAGUAUCUAAGGACAUCCAAAUAUUGAAGGAUCUACGACAUCAAAUUAUUUACAACGAAAGUUCAACAUUGAGGUGGAGAUUGUUACCUAAUGUCCCAAACCACAUGUAAUCUAAAGCACUCGGAAAUGCAUCAGGUUUUAUUUAUAUUUAUAAUACAUUUUUUAAUUAUAUCAAUAUGCUUGUUACUGUCUUCUGACCAUAAUUAGUAAACAGAGGUUCCAAAUGUUUACAAUCA
Messenger RNA from Arachis ipaensis, 1724 nucleotides. NCBI's taxonomy places the organism in Eukaryota, Viridiplantae, Streptophyta, Magnoliopsida, Fabales, Fabaceae. The record is from RefSeq and is a predicted model, not a curated record.